AUUCGGACCCAAGUCCCUUUUUUCAUUGGGAUUCUGCGAUUCAUUGUGGUUUGGUAUCAUCAUCUUGAACUAUUAAGCUUUUCGUUUCGCGUAUAUUGCGUCGUUCCAAGACAUUUAGUACGAGGCAACAUUGUAGAUUCCGCCCUUCAUAGAUCGGCUUUCGGUGCAACUUUGAACUUCCGUGUUUCGGUUUUCAUCCAAUUCUUCGCUCGCUGUUGCGGUGAUAUCGUCCGCGGGGCUUCAGGCGCGUUCAGAGAUUGAUAAUUAGACUCUCUUCUAAUAUAAGAUCUUUCUAUUCUAUGCCCCUAUUGUGCAGUUAUCUUUUAAUCUUUCCAUCCUAAGUAUCGAACAUCUCAGCUUUAUCAAGCUCGACUUCCUUCAGCUCAUUUCAUCUUCCACGACAUCAAGACAUCAGUGUACGAACAGGAUUAAUCUUACGUGUGCGAUUAGCUACCUCGUCAGUCAUGUCGGCUGCGCUCAGCCUUCCUGGUCGUAUCGACAAGCGGCCAUCAGAACCAGAUGUAUCAAAUGGAGGAACAAACAGAACAACAGCCGAAUCCAGCACAACCGACAGCAUAGAACUCAACGAGAAAGAUGCAGAUCAACAGCAUGAUCGGGAGAUCUUAAACCUGGCGCGACGGUUCACCACCAGGUCUGAGUACGAUCACCACCAGUCACCCUUUACCGCAGAGAAAGGUAGUCAUUUGGAUCCAAACAGCGGCCACUUCUCAGCAAAGGCAUGGGCAAGGGCAUUCUACAAUGCCAGAUACAGUUCCGAUCAUCAAAUUGCUCGCAAAGCUGGUGUCGCCUUCCGAAAUCUCAAUGUCUGGGGCAUGGGCUCGCCAACCGAUUUCCAAACCAGUGCUGGCAACGCAAUACUGAAAUUUCCAGCACUCUUCGGCAGGGGUCAGUCGAAGAUUGAUAUCUUGCAGAACCUCGACGGCCUCCUGCUACCUGGAGAACAACUUUGUGUACUCGGCCCUCCUGGAUCGGGUUGCUCUACCCUUCUCAAAACCAUCGCUGGUGAAACCCACGGGUUCAAAGUCAGCCCGGAUUCCUAUCUGAACUAUCAUGGUAUCACGCCGGAAAAUAUGAACUCAGCCUUCCGUGGUGAAGCUAUCUACACCGCUGAGGUUGAUGCUCACUUUCCACAGUUGUCCGUUGGAACUGCGUUGAAAUUCGCUGCUCUAGCACGGACGCCUCAAGUUAUCCCGGGAGGUGUCAGUCGCCAUGAAUACGCAGAGCAUCUUAGAGAUGUGAUCAUGGCAAUGUUUGGCAUUAGCCACACAAUCAAUACACGCGUAGGAAACGACCUUGUCCGUGGUGUAUCUGGUGGUGAACGAAAGAGAGUGACGAUCGCUGAAGCAGCGCUCAGCCAUGCUGCUGUGCAAUGCUGGGACAAUAGCACGAGAGGUCUUGACUCGGCGAACGCUGUGGAAUUUUGCAAAACACUUCGCACACAGUGUGACGUAUUUUCUGCGUGUGCAGUCGUCGCCAUUUAUCAGGCACCUCAAGCAGCAUAUGAUUUAUUCGACAAAGUCACAGUGCUGUAUGAAGGACGUCAGAUCUUUUUCGGAAAAGCAGAUGCCGCGCGAGCUUAUUUCGAGCGUCUAGGCUUCGAAUGCCCAACUUCCCAGACUACGCCUGACUUCCUCACGUCGAUGACCUCACCAAGUGAGCGAGUAGUCAAGCCUGGAUUCGAGAACCUGGCCCCAAGAACCUCCGAUGACUUUGCUCGCCACUGGAACGAGAGCCCCGAAAGGAAGGAACUAUUAAGGCAACUCGAAGAUUACGAUCGUGAGAAUCCUCUUAACGGAGAGGGCCAAGACAAGUUUGCCGAGUCAAGACGGCUGGAGAAAUCCAAAAUUCAGCGCGAAAAGUCGCCUUUCACUCUUUCAUACUGGGGUCAGGUCAAGCUAUGUAUGUGGCGGGAAGUGCAACGUCUACGAAAUGAUCCUAGUGUAACACUCACAAUGCUUUUCGUGAACUUUGUCGAGGCUUUGAUUAUUGCUAGUAUCUUCUUCAAUCUACCGGACAAUACAUCAUCCUUUUUCAAGAGAGGAGCUGUCCUAUUCAUGAUGGUCCUCCUCAACGGUUUCGGUUCUAUGAUGGAAAUUAUGUCUUUAUACGAGAAGAGAACUAUAGUCGAGAAGCACAACCGAUAUGCUUUGUACCAUCCCAGCGCCGAAGCACUUGCUUCAAUGAUCGUUGAUUUGCCUUACAAAAUCACCAACGCCUUCGUCGUCAACUCAACCUUGUAUUUCAUGUCAAAUCUCCGACGCGAAGCUGGGCCAUUCUUCUUCUUCAUGCUGAUAUCCUUCACAAUGACACUCUCCAUGAGCAUGUUCUUCCGAUUCUUUGCAUCCAUUACGAAGACCAUCGAGCAGGCACUUGCACCAAGUGGAAUCAUUCUUCUCGGUCUCGUCCUUUACACCGGGUUUGCCAUUCCAAUUCCAUACAUGCGUGGCUGGGCGUCAUGGAUGCGAUGGAUCAAUCCCAUUGCAUAUGGGUUCGAGAGCGUGGUAGUGAACGAAUUCGAAGGGCGUGAUUUCCCAUGCACUGCUUUCGUACCUUCUGGUGGUCCUUACGAUAAUGUCGCUCCUGAUCAGAGAGCAUGCGCCGUUCCUGGAGCUGUGCCAGGCCUCAACAGUGUCAAUGGCCCUACCUAUGUCCGGACAGCCUACCAAUACGAAUGGUCGCAUCGCUGGCGAAACUUCGGAAUCAUCGUUGCAUUCGUCAUCGUUCUGUGCGCUCUGCAUCUAAUCAUGACAGAACUCGUCGCCUCGCAGAGAUCCAAGGGCGAAGUCUUGGUGUUCCGACGUGGUAAGAUGCAGCGAGCGAAGGCGAAGCGUCAGAAUGCAGAUGAAGAAACAGGAGGCGGCCCAGUCGUUGAGGCAGAGAAGCAUGAUGGAAGCAGUGGUUCAGGGUUCCAAGUCGAAAAGCAAAGCUCGAUAUUCCACUGGGAGAACGUCUGUUACGAAGUCAAGAUCAAGGGCGAACCGCGCACUAUUCUUGAUCAUGUCGAUGGCUGGGUCAAACCUGGCACAUUGACUGCCUUGAUGGGUGUCUCUGGUGCCGGCAAAACCACUUUACUCGAUGUGCUUGCGAGCAGAACCACAAUGGGUGUUAUCACUGGUAAUAUGUUUGUUGAUGGGCGAGAACUCGACGAUUCUUUUCAACGACAGACAGGAUAUUGCAUGCAACAGGAUAUACAUCUUUCUACCUCGACUGUGCGCGAGGCUUUGGAGUUCAGUGCAAUCUUGCGACAACCGCCAGAAUACUCCCACCAAGAAAAGCUCGCAUACGUUGAUCAAGUCAUCAGCCUGCUGAACAUGGAAGAGUACGCCGACGCUGUCGUUGGUAUCCCUGGCUCUGGUCUAAAUGUUGAACAGCGUAAACGUCUCACAAUCGGCGUGGAACUUGCAGCACGCCCGAAACUGCUCCUGUUUCUCGAUGAACCUACCUCUGGACUCGACAGUCAGACCUCAUGGUCUAUCUGCGACUUGAUGGAGAAGCUCACACGUAACGGCCAAGCCAUUCUCUGUACGAUCCAUCAACCGUCUGCAAUGCUCUUCCAACGGUUUGACCGGUUAUUGCUCCUUGCCAAAGGUGGACGAACCGUCUACUUCGGCGAGAUCGGACGUGAUUCCCAGAUUCUUAUGGACUACUUCGUGAGGAACGGAGGACCUGCCUGCCCAGAUGGUGCAAACCCCGCCGAACACAUGUUGAAUGUUAUCGGCGCGGCCCCCGGAGCGCACACUGACAUCGACUGGCCCACCGUAUGGCGAAGCAGCAAUGAAUAUCAAUCAGUUCAGACCGAGCUUGGCCGCCUUCGAAAUUUGGCGAAUCAACCUUCCCCUGUUGCUGAUUCGGAUGCCUCCAAGUACCAGGAAUUUGCCGCGCCGUUCUUGACCCAGCUUACCGCUGUGGGAAUGCGUGUCUUCCAGCAAUACUGGAGAACGCCUUCUUACAUCUAUUCCAGACUUCUUUUGUGUGUUGGAUCAUCGAUCUUCAUCGGCUUUUCGUUCUUCGACGGCACUAAUACGCAGCAAGGACUCCAGAAUCAGAUGUUUGGCGUCUUCAUUUUCCUUUUCGUUACCAUUCAGAUGCUUUACCAAGUCCUACCUAUGUUCACAGUCCAGAGAAGCCAGUACGAAGCAAGGGAGAGGCAAUCCAAGACCUACGCCUGGCCAACCUUCGUCCUGUCGAACAUCUUCGUCGAGAUGGUUCUCAACACAUUCGUCACCGUCCUCUGCUUCUUCGUCUGGUACUACCCCAUCGGCCUAUGGCGCAACGCGGAGCCCACCGACGCAGUCGCCAUCCGCGGCUUCCUCACCUUCAUGAUCCUCUGGGCCACCUUCCUCUUCGCUUCCACCCUCGCCCACAUGCUGAUCGCGGGAGCCCCUGGCGAGGAAAUCGCUUCCGCCUUCGCCACCCUCCUCGGCAUCAUGCUCUACGCCUUCUGCGGUAUCCUCGCCGGCCCCAACGACCUCCCUGGCUUCUGGAUCUUCAUGUACCGCGUGAACCCCUACACCUACCUCGUCUCCAGCCUUCUCUCCACCACCCUCGGCCGCGCCCCCGCUCACUGCGCCGACAACGAGUUCCAGCGCUUCUUCCCGCCGAGCGGUCAGUCGUGCGGAGAGUACUUGCAGCCGUACAUGGACGUCGCGGGAGGAUACCUCCGGGACGGACAAACCGCGAACGGUACCGAGGAGUGCCAUUUCUGCCAGAUUGAUAACACGGAUAUGUUCUUGGAUCGCAUCCAUGCGAAUUUCGAGAACAGGUGGAGGGACUUUGGGUUGCUGUGGGUGUAUGUUGCGUUCAACAUCGCGGGGGCUAUGUUCCUCUACUGGUUGGUGCGUGUGCCGAAGGGGAAGAAGAGGAGUAAGGCGUAGACUUGGAGGUGGUGUGUGUGGAGGAUUGUUCGGGGAGAAAGGAAGGUUGUAUCGUUUCCCGGUUGAUUCUAAUUAGACACGGGUGGAUGUCUCUAGAUCUUCUUGUUAUUUCUUUCUUGUCAGCAUUGCAUUGGGGGUAGACAUUCAUUGUCUCAUCACUAUUAGACAUCUUUUCAUUGCGUC
Messenger RNA from Aaosphaeria arxii CBS 175.79, 5078 nucleotides. Its product is annotated as ABC multidrug transporter. The record is from RefSeq and is a predicted model, not a curated record. Gene Ontology annotation, cellular component: membrane. NCBI's taxonomy places the organism in Eukaryota, Fungi, Ascomycota, Dothideomycetes, Pleosporales. Gene Ontology annotation, molecular function: ATP binding; ATP hydrolysis activity; ABC-type transporter activity. Gene Ontology annotation, biological process: transmembrane transport. The transcript is spliced from 10 exons. Bases 465 to 4895 code for a protein of 1476 amino acids.